ACUCGACGCCCCCACCGGCUGACUGCGUCAACAUCUCCUCAGCACCACCAGCCAGCAGCUCCAGCCCAAUCCGUCAAAACUCCGGCUCUCCGCCGGACCCGCGUAACUACUUCCCCCCCGGAGCGCCUUAUUAAUUCUUUAUCUCCUGCUCGUAUUAAUGUCAGGAGCGGGACUGGAGGCAGAGAGCGGUGUCAGGCCAGGCCUUUGUCCCCGUGAGUUUCAGCACUGAGCAGCUCCCCGCUUCCAGGCGCCGCUAGAGGGACGGGUCGCAGGCAGGAGCUCAGCGGCGGAUUACCGGAUCCCUGAUUCGUUCUGCUGGGCGGUCCGGCUCUCAGCUGCCUGGUUGGGAGCUAGCUAACGCCUUGGACACUACAGCAGCAGCCAGGUGGUGUGUGACAGCAGAAUGCAGCAGUGGUGAGGGCACAGGGCGUGAUGUUGGUGGUGCUCGUGCUGAUGAUGGGGGUGGUUGUCGAGGGUCAUUCAUGCCUUCACGAAAACUGCUCCGUCUCCAACAGCUCAAAGAACUGGUGCUUUGCGGCCCGCAUUCGCAGCACUGUGCUGCAGGGCCUGCCUUUCGGGGGAGUGCCUACAGUCCUCGCUCUGGACUUCAUGUGUUUCUUGGGUCUGCUCUUUGUGUUCUCUAUCCUGAGGAAAGUAGCAUGGGAUUAUGGGCGUCUGGCACUGGUCUCCGACGCAGACAGGCAGGAUCAGCGAUACCGGCGUCUGGAUGAGCGGGAAUACAUGCGUUUUCUGGCCUUGGCUCCAGCACCAUGUGCCUCUCAGAGGCAGGAUGAUUACAGGGAGAGUGUGGCCUCAGCCAUGCAGACGCCGGUGGAUGCCCGCUACGAGCGCCUGACCUCGGUGUGCAGCUCGGUUGACUUUGACCAAAGAGACAGCGGUUUCUGUUCCUGGCUGACGGCCAUCUUCAGGAUAAAAGAUGACGAGAUCAGGGAGAAAUGUGGCGAGGACGCAGUGCACUACCUCUCCUUCCAGCGGCACAUCAUCGGUCUGCUGGUGGUGGUGGGCGUGCUCUCUGUGGGCAUCAUUCUGCCCGUCAACUUCUCAGGAGACCUAUUAGAUAAUAAUGCCUACAGUUUUGGGCGAACAACAAUAGCCAACUUGAAGGCUGGGACUAAUCUGCUGUGGCUGCACACUACAUUCGCUUUUCUUUACCUGUUACUGACCGUCUACAGCAUGAGGCGCCACACCUCCAAGAUGCAUUACAAGGAAGAUGAUUUGGUAAAACGCACUUUAUUUAUUCAUGGUAUCAACAAAUAUGCUGAAGAAAGCCAGAUAAAACAGCAUUUUGAGCAAGCAUAUGAGAACUGUGUUGUGUUGGAGGCUCGCAUCUGUUUUGACGUGGCCAAACUGAUGUACUUGGAGUCUGAAAGGAGGAAGACUGAGCGCAGCAAGAAGUUUUACACUGACCUGAUGGCCAAGGAGCAUGUGUCCACUAUGAUCAACCCCAAACCCUGCGGCCAUCUCUGCUGCUGCAUAAUAAAGGGCUGUGAGCAGGAGGAUGCAGUGAACUACUACACUAAUCUGGAGGCCAAGCUGAGGGAGGAGUACAAGAAGGAGAGAGAGAAGGUCAACACUAAACCUCUGGACAUGGCCUUCGUCACCUUCCAAAAUGAAGCCAUGACUGCACUUAUUCUGAAGGACUUUAAUGCGUGUCAGUGUCACGGCUGUCACUGUCGACGGGAGCCCAAAUCCUCACCGUUUAGCAGCAUCCUCCAAACGUACAACUGGACAGUCAGCUACGCUCCUGACCCACAAAAUGUCUACUGGGAGCACUUGUCUGUGGGGGGCUUGACCUGGUGGCUUCGCUGCCUCAUCAUCAACUGCUUUCUCUUCAUCCUGCUCUUCUUCCUCACUACGCCUGCCAUCAUCAUCUCCACCAUGGACAAAUUCAACGUCACAAAGCCUGUGGAGUACCUGAAUAAUCCCAUAAUCACCCAGUUCUUCCCCACCCUGCUCUUGUGGUGUUUCUCGGCCCUGCUGCCCACCAUCGUGUACUACUCUGCUUUCUUCGAGGCCCACUGGACACGUUCUGGGGAGAACAGAACCACCAUGCACAAGUGCUACACUUUCCUCAUCUUCAUGGUCCUGCUGCUGCCAUCACUGGGACUCAGCAGUUUGGAUUUGUUCUUCCGCUGGCUUUUUGACAAGACGUUCCUGGAUCAGGCUAAAGUGAGAUUUGAAUGUGUAUUUCUCCCAGACAAUGGAGCUUUCUUUGUUAACUACGUCAUCGCCUCAGCCUUCAUCGGUAACGCCAUGGACCUGUUACGCAUUCCAGGCCUGCUGAUGUACAUGAUCCGCCUCCUGCUGGCCCGCUCUGCAGCUGAGAGACGCAACGUAAAGAAGCAUCAAGCAUACGAGUUCCAGUUUGGAGCAGCGUACGCCUGGUUGAUGAACGUCUUCACGGUUGUCAUGACCUACAGCAUCACCUGCCCCAUUAUCGUUCCUUUCGGUCUGAUGUACAUGUUGCUGAAGCACUUGGUGGACAGAUAUAACAUGUACUAUGCCUACCUGCCAUCUAAACUGGACAAAAAGAUCCACUCUGGGGCUGUAAACCAGGUGGUGGCAGCACCCAUCCUGUGCCUCUUCUGGCUGCUUUUCUUCUCCACUGUUCGCACAGGAUUUGAUACAGCCACCUCAAUGUUCACAUUUGUAAUUCUGAUCAUCACGAUCAUAAUCUGCCUCUCUCAUGUUGUGUUUGGCCAUUUUAAGUACUUAAGUGCACACAAUUACAAGAUCGACACGCAAGAAGUGGACGGUGUAGAGAACGGUCAGCCGCCAGGCACCUCCCCACCUGCUAAGUCUGCACAAAAGUACAUUGCUCAAGUCCUUCAGGAGCAGACCUCGGAGGAGACGGCCUCGGGGAACGGCGACGACGGUCAGGGGUCCUCGCAGGACGAGGAGAUUCUCGGCACCGGCUCGGUGGUCAACGAGGCAGAUUUUCAGUCGGGGGAGGACAGCCUCAUCGACAACGAGGUGCACCAUUGACCCCUCGAUGAGCACGCCGCGUCGUGAAUGAAGCUAGAGAGACUAAAUAGCAAACCAAACAGACCAUACCUACUAAGCUGGGAGGAAUCUCUGCUCCAUGACCCUUUUACUAUCCUCUCACACCUGGAUACGUUCCUUCCACUGGGCCUCGGGAGCGUCGAGAAAACACUAACAGACCCUGACCCUUUCCUUUCCUAUUUAACUUGAACUAACUCAGAAACACGAGACUAACCUUCGCUAGGGAACUACGCUGCUGCUUGACAGCCCACUGACAUCCCGCUCUACAGGGUCACGAUCACCCUGAUCACUAAUUACCCUGAUAGAGACCACGGUGCAUCUCAUCAGGAUGAUGGAGUUAAACGUUCAUCAGUUCAGCAUCACUAACACACGCACACACCGUGGUUAAUUUUUUUUUUUUUUUGCUUUGGGGCAAAGAAAUUAUGCAAUCCUUUUUGAUUGUGAUAUUUAUUCAUUGAACUGUUAUGCAUUAGUCCUACUCAAUAAUGUUCUCCUGUCAGAGGCGUUUUAAUCAACAGUUACUAUAGUAUAAUGGGCUCUAAAAACAAAUAUCUCCUCUUCUUCGAGUUUUCCCUUUUAACACUAACGCCAAACACUAAAAAGUGUUCGCUCUGAAACACUCCACCAAACGCUGUCUCCACAGGGCACACGUGUGUGUGUGAGUCGCAGCAAACUGGUAUUAUUUCUGAAAUCGGUUGCCCCAGUUCUGUUUGGCUUCAGUUGUAACUGAACACUAACGUUAAUGAGCAGAUAUCAAGUACUUUCUGAACAUGGACUAAACCACUCACAGCUCUCCUCCACUCACCACUUUCACUGAGGAUUGGUUGAAGGAAUGUACAGAACCACAUUCAGCAAUAAAUCAGUGAAUCAGGAGGCUGAUCUCUGUAUUUUACAGAAGGCUAGUGCUGCAGAGUCACACACUAUUGCAACAGGAAUACUCAAUAUAUCAUGCGUUACUGAAAGGACUGCGUACAGUGUACAUCACACUGUGGGGUUUUCUCACCUCGCGUACUUUUAAUACUUGAUUGUAACAUGGUAUGUGUUAAUCUCUCGAAUUUGGUGGAUGUUCUUAAAGACAGACUGUGUGUUUGUAAGUGGCUUGCACGUUCGAGCAUGAGAGCCGGGUAUCGGAAUCUUUUUAAAAAAUGUAUUUUCAGUUGUUUUUAAUUAGUUACUAUUGCUUUGUGUCACUGUCCUGUUAAAGAAGUCAAAUCGUUUUAUCAUGAUGAAAUUCUUGAUGAAGUUCUGGGGUCACAAGGCCUAUUUGAUGUCCGCUCUGCCAUGAAGCUAAAGGAGAAUUCCACAGAGUUAUUUCUGCGUAAUUAAAUCAUUCAGUUGUAAAAAGCAUCAUUCUGUAGCCGUUGUAGCGAAAGGAACCAUAUUUAGGGUAAAAAAGGUUAUAAAGGUUCUGAAAUCUUGCUGUAAUCAGAAGAAGAAACUGUUGCAUUAAAUACUGAUAUUCAGUACUUUUUGUUUGAGACAAUGGGGCCUCAUUUACCAAGCAUUAAAAUGCAAUUUUACAUCGAUUCUGAAUGUGCUAAAGAUUUUCUAAUUUGGGAUUUAUUCUGAUUUGAAGGAUGGUGUGAUUCAUAAUAUAAAAGCUGCUCAAAAAAUAAUUCUUAAUUAUUUCAGACCUGAAUCAUGUUCCAGUGAUGUAAUAUGAGCUUUUUGUUUCACAAACCUCCCUAAACAUGAUAAUACGAGUUCUUAACCACAGUAAGUUAGUAAACAGUAGUUAUUAUUUUGCUUUAUUUGGCUCUAUAGGGCUGCCUUCCCCUAAUGUACGAUUUGCAGUUUGUUUCCUGUGCAGUGGGCAAAGCUAAGCUACUGUUACUUUAGCUUGUGAGUUGUUUAUUGGCUGGUCUAUAGUCUAUUAUGAUUGAUGACUGGUCUCUAUUAGUGUUAUGUGCAAAAAACCUAGGGAUGCACCCUAGUUUUGCACACUGGCACAGUUUUGCACUAGUUUUGCACACGGUUUGCACAUCAUUCUGGGCCAAUUCCAAUAUCCGAUAUUACACAUGUAUACACUGUAUAUGCCAAUAUACACAUUUAUAACUUGCAGAGAGACAAGAUAGAAUACUUUAUAACUCUAUAACUUUAAAACUAAUCAUUUUUGAAGUUGCACCGCCAUUGUUGGCUGUAGUUACUUUUCCGGCAUAAAAUAAAUUUGACAUCAGAUAUCUUUUUAAAAUGUUGCCAUCAUCGAUAUAAUGCUGAUAUGAUUGUACGUUGUGCGUUCCUAAACAAAUCAUUUAAAACAGAAAAGAAAAUACAUGAUGUCUGUUGUAAUGGACGCAAGGUCUGAAAGGGUUAAUAACAAAGAAAAAAAAUCUGAAGAUUUGGAGAAUAAGGCUGAGAUUAGAGAAAAUAGCGCUGAAAUGCAGCUUAAUUUUUAGACUUUCAGUGUAUUUGUUACAACCACUACAGUGGAAAAUUUUCACCCAUUAAAUUAUGCAGAAAAGCUGAAACCUGCAUGGAAUUCCCAUUUAGAGCGCUGCUGGAAUCAACCCAAUUUACUGAACAUUCACCAGAUGUCUGUCUGGCUGUGCGUCAGUUUCUGAAACUGAAAAAUUGAAAAAAAAAAAAAAAAAAAGUCACCCGAGCUUACAGAACUAAGGGCGGUUAGAGGACACUGAGCAAGACACAGCCGUCCCUGUGUGCUGUGAACACACUGUGCCCGAGGCAAAGCAGCCAGACACAGUUAUAUUUAUCAGAAGAACAGUUACACCUCUGAGAGAGCAAUAAUGAAAAACAGCAGAAGGGCUGCAGGAUCAGUGUAAAUAACGCCUAUCAGUUCAGUUUUCUGACUGUUUAAGGAUAAAUUUGAUUUUUUGUUUUAUUUUAUUUUUUGUUUCAUUUUUUCCUUUUGAACAGAAUUUCAGGAAAAUUAGGAAUACAUGAAAAAAUGAUCUUUUCUUGGUUCAUCAGAUUUUUUCCCCCCAUUUUUGCAUCAUCCAGCCUAUAUUUAUUACAAUAAUUAUUCCUCAGAGUGCACAACCUGUUGAAUCUUGAAGCAAAUGGGCUUCAACAGUAAAAGAUCAUGUCAGGUUCCUCAGAAAGCUGAGGCUGCAUUACACACAAGCUCACAAACACUGGUCAGUUCAACACUGAUGAAUUUUCAUUUCUGUUGAGGCACACAGAGGAAAGACCAACAAAUACCUGAAUAACACCUGUGACGACUGAUGACAAAAACUCGAAGAAAAUUGAACUGACAAACGUUACACUGACCCGAUAUAAAUAAAGGUCUAAUGACCGACCUUUAUUAAAACACUAUGUAUCGUAAGAAUUCUGAUAACAGAUACUAGGAUUGUACUCGCUUUCUUAAUGAUGGUUUCCUGAAAGCACAUAAACACAAUAACAAUCUUCAACUCCAGCACACACACACACUUACAGACACACUCACUUUAUUAAGUGAGAUAGAUGAUCUUAACACUAAGGUGCUUCCAGGAAACUGGUUGGUAAUCCCUGCUGACAAAACGAAAUGAAGUGUGUUAUUUUUAUUUUUAAUUUUUUUGUAGUUGUGAUUUAAUUCUAAUUGUUUACAGUAAUUCCAGUGCAAUGUCUGGACUGCUACUUUCUGCCACUAAAGUCCUGAAGCAGUGGUCUGUAGACAGUAGUGUGUGUGUGUGAGCCUAUGAUUAGAAUAUAGGAGGCAUCGCGUUUGAAAGCUUUCUGCAACGACACACUGUAAUUUUACUCGUUUGUGAACAGUCAUGGCGCUGAUGAUCACGUUUCAGUUCUCGGAUGGUGUACAACACUUACCCCCACAUUUCCCUGUAGGACUUCCGCAUCACUGUACCUGUGAAGUGAGUUAGACACUGUAAUGUGCUGAAUGUAGGAAUGCUUUGUAAAUCAGUGCACAGACGCGUAAUUUUACACGUAAUGAUGUGAAGGCAGUGCUUUCAAAGCUCAUCUCAGUACUCUCGUUUUUAUUGUUUCGGACAAACUCUCUACUGUCUUUAUUUAUUUCAUUUGUCUACACUUUCUCAUGGGAUGGGGGUGAUGCUGCUCACACUGAAAUCCUUUGCCUAUGAAAGGAGCUGUUGGAGGCGUUUAAUAUUUGUGUAAAUAGACUCAUUGCACUGCUCUCAUGAACACUAAACUGUGGUAUUUAAGUAAAUGUAAGCUGAAACAGUAAAUGACCUGUACAGUCCACCAAGAUGUAUGUUUUUUUGUUUAGUUUUUUUUUUUUUUUUUUUUUUCCUCUUUUUUCUCCAGCACUAAGCUUCUCUGUCCGUCUCUCUCUUACAGCUCUGGAAUGAUAACAGUGCUACUUUGUGUUGAGCGUUUUGUAUCUCGGUCCAUCCCGCCUCUGAAAAAGACCUUUUUGUAAAAAUGUCAUGCUCAGAAUCUUCAAUGUCUUUGAACAAUAAAAUUAGCCUUCACUGCUAAA
Astyanax mexicanus (Mexican tetra) is the source of this 7417-nucleotide messenger RNA. It is a transcript of the gene tmem63ba, whose product is annotated as transmembrane protein 63Ba. Gene Ontology annotation, molecular function: calcium-activated cation channel activity; nucleic acid binding. The record is from RefSeq and is a predicted model, not a curated record. Bases 433 to 3006 code for a protein of 857 amino acids. Gene Ontology annotation, cellular component: plasma membrane. The transcript has 25 exons. NCBI's taxonomy places the organism in Eukaryota, Metazoa, Chordata, Actinopteri, Characiformes, Acestrorhamphidae.